This is a messenger RNA of Podospora anserina S mat+, 2091 nucleotides long. RefSeq lists its product as uncharacterized. The record is from RefSeq and is a predicted model, not a curated record. Bases 1 to 2091 code for a protein of 696 amino acids. Lineage: Eukaryota; Fungi; Ascomycota; Sordariomycetes; Sordariales; Podosporaceae. The transcript has 2 exons. Gene Ontology annotation, molecular function: transmembrane transporter activity. Gene Ontology annotation, cellular component: membrane. Gene Ontology annotation, biological process: transmembrane transport.
AUGGCCGACCUCCUCCGUCACCAUCGUCACCACGCCCCCGGGGCGGGAGAGAUCCCUGUCCCCCACGGCCCCUCCACCGGCGACGAGCACGAACACUACCCCAAAUCCGUCAGCAUGGACCAGCAACAUGCCAUCUUCUCGUACCUCACCCACCCGGACGACUGCUACACCCCCGAGGGGACGUACUGGGCCGACCUCCCACUCAAGGAGCGGGUCAAGUUUGUGAACAAUGUGCAGAACAAGGAGGCCUGGGAGGAAGUCAAGGCGAUAGGCAGGAUGAUGAAGGAAGAUCCGCUGAGCCCGGUGUCGUGGUACUGGACGAAUGCGGUGCUGCCUGGUGCCGGGCUGGGAUUGGAGGGUUAUGUGUUGUUCAGUAUUGGGAAUUUGGAGCCGCUGUUCAGAUCUACCUGGCCGCAGUGCUGGGGGAAGAACGCGACCGAGUGCAGCGCCAACUGGGUUGCUUCGGUGACGUAUUUGGAGGUUAUUGGUAUUAUGGUUGGCCAGAUGGCUGUGGGGGUUAUUGGAGAUUGGAUUGGCAGACGAUGGGGGUUGAUUCAGGAUGCUGCGAUCAUGUUUGUGGGUUUGCUGAUGAUCACGGCGAGUUGGGGCCUGGAUCUCAAUGGCUGGGUUAUCUGCUAUGCUUGGAGUUUGUUUUUCUAUGGUUUCGGUGUUGGUGGUGAAUAUCCUAUUACUGCUACUUCAUCGAUGGAAAACGCGGUUUCCGCCGGCAAGCUAUCUACGAGAGAGGACCGUCUUCACCGCGGACGCAAGGUCACCAUGGCCUUUUUGAUGCAAGGUUGGGGUCAGUUUUUCAACCAGGCUUUGCUGAUCAUUCUCCUCCUGAUUUUCCACCACGGCGACGGCAACCCGCCCUACGGCACAACGACCACCCAAUGGCUUUGGCGCGUGUCGUUUGCCAUCCCUGCUGUCGGUACGCUAUGGCUUGUGUACCACCGUGCCUACAAGAUGCCGCACGCGGGCCGCCAGCUCGCAGCUGUCAAGAAGAAGAGCAACGUCACAGGUUACGAUGUGGAUUCCCUCCGCCUUGCCUGUAACAUCUUUGGCGGUCGUUUGCUUGCCACGGCUGGCACAUGGUUCUGCAACGACGUCUUCUUCUACGGCAACAAGCUUUUCCAGGCUCAGUUUAUCGCUGUCUUGAGCGGGCCGACUGAGUCCGUCAUGACUGGAUGGAUUUGGAACUUGUACAACGUCAUUGUAUCGCUUGUUGGGUACUAUCUCGCCUCUAUCCUCAUCGACAACAAGUUCUAUGGCCGCAAGAUGAUGCAGCAGGUCGGUUUCUUGAUGUGCUUCAUCAUGUUCGUCGUCCCCGCCUUCAACUACGAAUAUUAUACCUCUCCGGCCGGUAUCAAGGCGUUUCAGGCCAUGUACUUCCUCUCGAGUUUCUUCAACCAAUUCGGUCCCAACAGCGUUACUUUCCUCGUGGCUGGCGAGGUCUUCCCUACGCCCAUCCGCGCCUCUGCCCACGGCUUCAGCGCUUGCAUCGGCAAGGCUGGUGCUUUGCUUGCUUCAGUUCUGUACAACUACAUUGACACUCAGACAAAGUUCUAUGUCGUCCCAUGGUUCGGUCUCGCGGGUAUGCUUCUUACCUCGCUUUUCCUUCCUGACACCACCGGCCUCGAUCUUAAGGAGCAAGAGCGUCGCUGGGCCUACAUCCGCGCCGGUCGCGACCAGGAUUACCAUGGCAUUGCCGUUCACCCCAAGCACUUGUCUCUCUGGGAGCGGUUGAGAGGUGUAGGCAAGAACUACAACCCUGAGCUGGACCGCAGGCAGAAGAUUGAGGACAUUCGUGAGGAGUGGGAGGGCAAGGAAAGAGCUCGUGCCCAGAAGGAGGCGGGUGGUGAUGCGACUGGGAUGGAUGAUUUGAGUGACGAUGAGUGGACAGAUGAGGUGCAUCAUUACUUCAGAAACACCCGGGAGCCAUCGGAGAAGGAGAGAGCUGCGGCUGUUACUGGCAAGGGUGGAGAGAUCACGAUGACACCGGCGAGCAUUUCGACGCCUUCGAGUGCGGCCAUGACCGAGAAGGGUGAUGAGGAGAAGCCUGGCUCUUCGUCUGCGUCGUCGGCGAGGUAG